Molecule: messenger RNA, 486 nt
Organism: Komagataella phaffii GS115
Lineage: Eukaryota; Fungi; Ascomycota; Pichiomycetes; Pichiales; Pichiaceae
Product: Lumazine synthase (6,7-dimethyl-8-ribityllumazine synthase, also known as DMRL synthase)
Exons: 1
Coding region: 1-486 (161 amino acids)
Biological process (GO): riboflavin biosynthetic process
Cellular component (GO): mitochondrial intermembrane space; intracellular anatomical structure; riboflavin synthase complex
Molecular function (GO): 6,7-dimethyl-8-ribityllumazine synthase activity
Source: RefSeq, a predicted model, not a curated record
AUGGCUGUACAAGGGUUGGGAGCUAUUGAUCAGCAAUACGAUGGAUCUGCACUGCGAAUCGGAAUCGUGCAUGCUCGCUGGAAUAAGGAGAUCAUUGACGCAUUAGUAGCUGGAGCUAUAAAGAAGCUCAAAGCAUUCAAUGUAAAAGAGGAGAACAUAAUUGUGCAAUCGGUCCCAGGAUCUUUUGAGUUGCCCUUCGCUUCAAGAAGUUUGCUGAAGGAUGAGAAUUUGAAACUAGAUGCGGUCAUUCCUAUUGGGGUUUUGAUCAAAGGUUCCACAAUGCAUUUCGAGUACAUUUGCGACUCCGUUACUCACGCUCUCAUGAGAGUCCAAGAGGAAACCCAUAAGCCUGUGAUAUUUGGAGUACUUACAUGUUUAACUGAAGAGCAGGCAAGAAAGAGGGCAGGUCUAGAUCCUGGAAUGCAUAACCAUGGAGAAGAUUGGGGAGCAGCAGCAGUGGAAAUGCCUUUAAAGUAUUCUCGUUAG